Neocloeon triangulifer is the source of this 1474-nucleotide messenger RNA. RefSeq names its product sortilin-related receptor-like. NCBI's taxonomy places the organism in Eukaryota, Metazoa, Arthropoda, Insecta, Ephemeroptera, Baetidae. The transcript is spliced from 9 exons. The coding region runs from base 260 to 1381 and encodes 373 amino acids. The record is from RefSeq and is a predicted model, not a curated record. Gene Ontology annotation, molecular function: protein binding.
UUGUUUGCAAUGUGCCAAGUCAUGUCGUGUGUCGAUUUUCUGUUCAAAAUUCGGUUGAAAUGAAGACUUUUUGGGUGAUAACAAGAGGAAAUCUGGUCCAGCCCGGCGACACGCAUCGGCCGAGUUCAGUUUGGGCUUUGUUCCCAGCGAAAAGCAGCAGCAGUUGUGGCUAAUUGUUGUGGCGAGCAUAAUUUGGUGUCCGGCGAGAGGUCAUCAACUCGGCUCGCGGUGCCACAACAACGAAGACUGCACGCUGGAAAUGUCCGGCGGGGUCAUGUGCGACGAGGGCCGCUGCGAAUGUCUGCCUCAUCACGUGCCACUCAACAGAAGCACCUGCAUACAAGUUCCGAUUUCAGCAAGUCUCCUUGGAUUUGACUGUUUGCUUGACUCGCAAUGUAAAGACCGAGUGGAAAACAGUUCUUGCGUGAACGGCUCUUGUAGGUGUGAUGCAGGUUUCAUCCCUUUCAAGCGGCACGCCUGUCUCCCCCCGGCGAAACUGGACCAAAUUUGUUACUCGGAGGAGCAGUGCCGGCUGUGGGAUUCGGACUCGACGUGUGACUACAUCAUUCCCAAUGUCAUCGGCCGGUGCCAUUGCACGCCUGCAUCGCGGCAGCUCGGGGUCCAAUGCUUGCCAAGGACCGCCAAUAAUAACAACAAUAAUGACAUUGUUGAAGUUGAAACAGUCGACACAUCAUCACUAAUCGUCACGACCCCUGUUAGUUUGGGUCUCCGUUGCAUUUCCGACUCGCAGUGCUUAAGUUCGGACCCAAAUUCGCGUUGCCUGAACGGGAUUUGCGAUUGCAAGUCCAACAACGGCUCGGCAGUUCCGCACUGCAGCGCCCUCAACACCGGCUGCUACCCUGGCACCUUCCAGUGCAGGGCGACUGGGCAGUGCAUCAGUUGGUUUUUCGUGUGUGACGGUCGGGCGCAUUGCGCGGACGGUUCGGACGAGGACGGCUGCAAUGGGCCGCAAUGUCCACCCCUGAGUUUCAAGUGCAAGAGCGGAGGUUGCGUCAGCAGAGCCUCCCUUUGCGACGGGGUCAACGACUGCAAAGGUGGCGAGGACGAAAUGGGCUGCCAUGGACAAAAAACUUGUCCAUCUUUUACUCUGAAGUGCAGAGGAGUGGACACGAAGUGCCUGCCUGAGUACGAACUCUGCAACGCGGUCAAGGGUUGCGCUGAUGGAAGUGAUGAGUUGAGGUCGGUUUGCCGAGGGAAAAGAGGAAGAGGCAUACCCGGCGUCACAAAUACUGCCAACUGCCCGUUCAGGUGCGCCAAUGGAAGGUGCCGGUCCUCAGCAGUGGUCUGCUCAGGGAGGGAUGGCUGCGGAGAUAAUUCUGACGAGGACCAGUGUGCAAUUUGCAAGUGUCCAACGUCAUGAGAAUAUACAAUUAAUUAAUUAAUUUAUAAGUUUUGCCUUAAUUAUUGUAAAUUUAAGAGAAUUAAAAUGUUGAAAAAUUGAGUUUUCAAGAAA